Messenger RNA from Brienomyrus brachyistius, 1784 nucleotides. RefSeq names its product chemerin-like receptor 1. The record is from RefSeq and is a predicted model, not a curated record. Gene Ontology annotation, biological process: regulation of calcium-mediated signaling; positive regulation of cytosolic calcium ion concentration; phospholipase C-activating G protein-coupled receptor signaling pathway. NCBI's taxonomy places the organism in Eukaryota, Metazoa, Chordata, Actinopteri, Osteoglossiformes, Mormyridae. The coding region runs from base 276 to 1313 and encodes 345 amino acids. Gene Ontology annotation, cellular component: plasma membrane. The transcript has 3 exons. Gene Ontology annotation, molecular function: complement receptor activity; G protein-coupled receptor activity.
GCACAUAUGAGGAACUGAGAUUUCUUAUAAGCAAAAAGCUGUCAUACGCGAGACCUUGUACACUUCAAGCAGAAGAGGAUGCUGUGAUUGGCUGGAUCAGCAGUGAGACCACGGUCAUCUUCGUGAGUCACGCUUACAUACUGGAGGAAAGGGGAAGUGUCCAGGCAAAUUCACUUCAAGGAGAAUCAAAGGAGGCGCUGGGGACUAUUGUCUUCCAUGACACCUCCUUGACCUUAGAGCAGUAGCAAAAAGGGAAAAAUUAAUUCUCAGCUACCAUGGAGUUCACUGACAGCAGUGUCUAUGAGGACUACAACGAGACAGGGGAUGCUCCCCCGGAGGCAGGAUCGCUGUCCCUGGAUUCCAUGGGUCUCCCCUCUGGUCUCUCAGUAGCCCUCAUGGCCGUCAAUGUCGGCAUCUGCCUGCUGGGGCUCUGUGGAAACGGCCUGGUCAUUUGGAUAUCCGGGUUCAGGAUGAAGAGGACCGUCAACACCACCUGGUACCUCAGUCUGGCGGUGUCCGAUUUUAUUUACUGCUCCUUCCUUCCCUUCAACAUUGCCACCAUGGCCGACGUGGGCUGGCCCUUUGGGCUUCUCAUGUGUAAGCUCGCAUCUCUGGUUCUUCUCCUCAACAUGUUCAGCAGCAUCUUCCUUCUGGUCCUGGUCAGCGUUGACCGCUGCCUGACCGUGGCCUUCCCGGUCUGGUCCCUCAACCACCGUACCCCGAGGAAAGCUUCCAUCUCCGUCCUCGUAGCUUGGGCCGCCUCUGCUGCCCUGAGCAUACCGGCUCUGGCUUUCCGCCAGGUGAAAGCCAACGGGAGUGUCACGGUGUGUUACACCGAUUAUGGUGGCAGCCAAGGCAUCGUAGCCCUGAGCCGCUUUCUGUGCGGGUUCGUCGUGCCGUUUCUGGUCAUCGUCACCUGCUACUCCUUCAUAAUCAAGAAGCUCUGGAGCAAACGGGCAGCAAAGUCUUCCAAACCCUUCCGGGUCAUGUCGGCGCUCAUCCUGGCAUUUUUCCUCUGCUGGUUCCCCUACCACCUCUUUGUGCUCCUCCAGCUGGACCGUGGAAACUUCAGCUACAGGGUCAUCAAAACGGGCCUGAUGGUGGGAAGCACCAUAGCCUCCGCCAACAGCUUCCUCAACCCCAUUCUCUAUGUGCUUGUGGGACACGACUUCCGCAAGAAGCUCAAGAGCUCCCUCCUCCUGCAGAUGGAGGACGCGAUCAGAGAAGAGAGCCAGACUCAUAGCCGAACUCUUUCAAGGCAUACCUCGGUGCCAGAGGGCCAAGCUAGAGUCAUCCGAGACAGAUUGAGUUGAGAGUUAAGCUUGUGGCAUCCUUAUUUUUGUGGUAUUGCCACUGUUACAUGAAAUAUAUCAAGAUAUUAGGAUAACUACCUCAUGCUCCAUGGAAGUCAUUCUGCCAGCAAAGCUUGUUCUUCUUCCUCAGAGCAGCAGUUGUGAAGUCUUCUGAUUAUUAUCACUCGUCUUUAUUGCACUUUUUAAAAACGUUUUUAUUGAGUUUGCAAAGUAAUCAUUUACAAAAUCAUUGCGCUUGAAAGUCACAUGUCUUAUUGUGCUUCUGAGUGCAAUACGUGCAAAAGGGUAAGCAAAAAAACGCGAGCCACCGAAAUCCGUUCAUCAUUCUACAGGCAGGAUCCCUUCGCUUUAUCUUGCAUUUACCAAAAUAAAACUGGUCAGACGCUAUGUGUCUAUGUGAUUUCAGCAUUUGCUCACAGGCAAAAUUGUAGUAAAGAAGUUAUAUCAUUAAAAGAAAAAUGGAUAAAAAGA